This is a messenger RNA of Staurois parvus, 283 nucleotides long. Lineage: Eukaryota; Metazoa; Chordata; Amphibia; Anura; Ranidae. The record is from the annotation of a GenBank genome assembly.
UGUCCACAGUCUCUGGUCAUCUCCUGUAUUAUGUCCGCAGUCUCUGGUCAUCUGCUGUACUGUGUCCGCAGUCUCUGGUCAUCUGCUGUACUGUGUCCGCAGUCUCUGGUCAUCUCCUGUACUAUGUCCGCAGUCUCUGGUCAUCUCCUGUACUUAUAUCCGCAGUCUCUGGUUAUCUCCUGUACUGAGUCCGCAGUCUCUGGUCAUCUACUGUACUAUGUCUGCAGUCUCUGGUCAUCUCCUGACUAUGUCCCUCUAGUCAUAUCCUGUAAUGUCUGAAGUC